Molecule: messenger RNA, 1899 nt
Organism: Adineta steineri
Lineage: Eukaryota; Metazoa; Rotifera; Eurotatoria; Adinetida; Adinetidae
Source: the annotation of a GenBank genome assembly
AUGAUUACAUGGCGUGUAAUUAACUCAAGUUCUAAUCCACUUGUUAUUGAAAUAUUUCAACGUCAUGCAUGGAAUUAUGUGACGUGGCCAUGUACAAAUGCACUUAUAUCUACUGGUAAUUAUAUGAUUGGUUCCGGAAGUUUAGUAUGUACUGCACCUUGUCCACCAAAUAUUAGUACACUUAAUUCUGUAGCUGUUCCAUGUACUGGCUAUAAUAUAAUCGAACAAUAUGUUAGUGGUGAAAAUCGAUUCAAUAUACGAGUACCAUCAAAUUAUAUCUUUCGAGCAGUAUUCACAAGUUCGGCUUGGUUUAUAUUAGUAACAGGUGGAAGUACAUGGUCAGUUUCUACUGAAAUAAAUACUUAUAAACGAUCAAAUGGUCGAUAUAAUCAAGCACCCAUUGUUACAAUGUUACCAAUCAUACGACUUCGUAGUAAUUUAACUUAUUAUAUAAAAAUUAAUGUUGCUGAUAAUGAUUUUGAUCGAUAUACAUGUAUUUGGUCAAAUUCAUCGCAAGAAUGUGGUGGUGUUUGUCGAUCUUUACUUACUCUACCUACUUCAACAUAUCUUAAUGAAACAAGUUGUAUUCUUCGUUUUACACCAAUUAUUGUUGGUUAUUAUGCAAUAGCAUUAACUAUUCUUGAUUUUGAAAACGAUACAAGUACAGCAUAUCUUUCACGAGUUCCUAUUCAAUUUAUUUUAAGAGUUUGGAGUUCACCUAAUACAUGUACAACACCACCCAUCUAUAUAGGUGAUGUACCUGCUGAUCAAUGUAUUUUUGUUGAACCUGGUCAAUCACUUACCAUGCUUAUUCGUAUUAAAGUUCAAUGUGCAAAUGCAACAUUAAAUAAUACGAUUGGAGUUUAUCCAACAGGAUUUACACAAUCAUCAACAUAUCUUGAUCCUUAUGAUCCAACUAUAAAUGUUUUUCAAGUAAUUUAUGUGGCUAAUGCAAACCAAGUUGGUCAAAAUUUAUUUUGUUUUGCUGGUGUGGAUUCAAUUGGUAAUCAAGGUGAUUCAACAUGUCUUCGUUUUACUGUACAAAUAUCAACGGACAGUCGAAAUACUCUUUAUAUUGAUAAUGCAACUCAUUUUCCAAUAGGUCUCGUUCCGAAAUCACAAUCAAUAUGGACAUUAAAGUAUCCAGAAGGAAUAACAUACAAUCGACCAACAACUGAAGCUUAUAUUCGUUUUAAAUUAUCAUCAACUCAACAAGAUUUUCUAACAUAUGAUGUUGUUAAAGAAAUGUCGAAUGUAAACUAUCAAACAGAUUGUUUAGUCAUAACAACAAAUGUUAUAUUUACACCGGGUGAAAGUUUUUUUAUUUCAUUAGAUCCAGGUGUUUUCUUGCCAAUUUCAAGUUGUUUAAGAGAUUCAAUGGGUAUAACAGAUCCAACAUUUUGGCCAUUUCAAAUUGCAUCUGAACCAAGUUCAACAUUAACAACUAGUACAACAACACAAUCAAGUACAACAACAAUAUUAAAUCGAACAGUACCAACAAUACGUACAUUAUCUACUACACAUUUAUUAUUAACUACGAAAGGAACAACUUUAGUAUGUACAACUACAAUUAGUUUAUCAACAACUAUAAAAACAAUAGUUACACCAUAUGUAUUUCCUGUUAGUGGUAUUGUUGGUAUUAUAGUUGGUUCUUUAUUGAUAAUAACAAUACUUGUUAUCAUUAUUUUUCAAUUAAGAAAACGUAGGAAUGCUAAAUCAACAGUUAAUCCUUAUCCACCUGCAACUAAGAAACAUUCACUUUCGGGAACUCUUCAACAAUACUUUAUUAAAACUCGUACCAACAUUCAAGCAGCUCGUCGAUCAAGAAAUAAUACAACAUAUUCUGCCCUCUAUACACCGGAUUCAACUCGUGAAAUUCUUGUCGAUAUCGAUUCUUAA